Haemonchus placei is the source of this 414-nucleotide messenger RNA. NCBI's taxonomy places the organism in Eukaryota, Metazoa, Nematoda, Chromadorea, Rhabditida, Trichostrongylidae. The record is from the annotation of a GenBank genome assembly.
AUGUUCGCCAUCACAGCGGAGAAAAGUAUUGUGCAUGUCCGUUUUGUGGACGAUUCUUCUCGAGACCUGAUAAACUGUAUGAACAUCUUCGCAAACGGGCACCUAUUCCAGAGGGCGCAGAAAACGAACACGGACAUCCAGGAACCAUUGAAGGGAAGGACGGAUCUAGUCCGGCACAGUGCUGUCCAUGCUCCACCUAAGGAGAAAUGUCCACAGUGUGAUGAGCGUUUCCGAUGGAAGAAGCAGUUGGAUAAGCAUAUGAUCACCCACUCAGAGACUGCAUUAAAACAACCAUAUCUCUGUCAUAUAUGUGACUCCACCUAUGCCACAGGACAUGGGCUCACACGUCAUUUAUCCCGAAAGCAUGAGUGUCCAAUUCCUGAAGGGUUCAGCAGGUUUGCCAGUUGCCAAUGA